AUGAAGGCUGUUCGUAAUUUGUUGAUUUACAUAUUUUCCACCUAUCUAUUGGUUAUGUUUGGAUUUAAUUCUGCCCAAGACUUCUGGUGCUCAACACUGGUAAAAGGGGUCAUUUAUGGAUCUUAUUCAAUAAGUGAGAUGUUUCCAAAAAACUUUACAAACUGCACUUGGACGUUGGAAAAUCCAGAUCCGACCAAAUAUAGCAUCUACCUGAAAUUUUCCAAAAAGGACUUCAGCUGCUCGAACUUUUCCCUUUUGGCUUAUCAGUUUGAUCAUUUCUCCUAUGAAAAAAUACAGGAUAUAUUAAGAAAUAACAAUUCUAUAAUGCAGUUGUGUGAUACAAAGAAUUCCUUUGUGUUUCUACACUAUGAUAAAAAUUUCAUCCAGCUUCGUAGGAUAUACCCAAUAGAUAUUACUGGAUUACAGAAAAAUGAAGAUGAUCAAAGAUCCUUUUUGGAAUUUCUGGUCUUAAAUAAGGUGAGCCCCAGCCAGUUUGGAUGCCACGUCUUGUGUACUUGGUUGGAAAACUGCUUGAAAUUGGAAAAUGGUAAAACUGAGCUAUGCGGAGUUAUGUAUACAAAAUGCACCUGUCCACAACAUUUAGGGGAAUGGGGGAUAGACGACCAAUCUUUGGUAUCACUAAACAAUGUGAUAUUGCCCUUGAAUGAGCAGACUGAGGGCUGCCUGACUCAGGAGCUACAAGCCACUCAGGUCUGCAACCUCUCCAAGGAAGCCAAACGCCCUCCCAAAGAAGAAUUUGGAAUGAUGGGAGAUCAUACAAUUAAAAGUCAGCGACCAAGAUCUGUUCAUGAGAAAGGGGCCCCCCAGGAACAAGCUGAUGCUGCUAAAUUUAUGGCACAAACUGGUGAAUCUGGUGUUGAAGAGUGGUCCCAGUGGAGUACAUGUUCAGUUACUUGUGGUCAAGGGUCGCAGGUGCGAACCAGAACUUGUGUACCACCUUACGGGACACACUGCAGCAGCCCCUUAAGAGAAACAAGGGUUUGCAAUAACACUGCCCUCUGUCCAGUACAUGGAGUUUGGGAAGAGUGGUCACCUUGGAGCUUAUGUUCCUUUACUUGUGGAAGAGGCCAAAGGACAAGAACUAGAACGUGUACUCCCCCACAGUAUGGAGGAAGGCUUUGUGAUGGCCCUGAAAUGCAACAUAAGCCUUGUAAUAUUGCACUUUGCCCUGUUGACGGACUAUGGCAGGAAUGGACCUCAUGGAGUCAAUGCUCAGUUACUUGUUCCAAUGGUACACAAAAGAGGCUAAGGGAAUGUAGUCCAGCUUCCCAUGGUGGUUCUGACUGCAAAGGACCAUACAGUGAAACUCGAGAAUGUCAUAACCAGGAAUGUACAGCAAAUGGACAGUGGAACCCAUGGGGACAUUGGAGUGGCUGUUCCAGGUCAUGUGAUGGUGGUUUGGAAAAGCGUACACGAACAUGCCAAGGUGCCUCUUUAACUGGCCAGCCAUGUGAAGGCUCUGGGGAGGACAUAAGAAGAUGCAAUGAACAAAGAUGUCCUGCUCCUUAUGAAAUCUGCCCUGAGGAUUAUUUGAUGUCUAUGGUAUGGAAAAGGACCCCAGCUGGAGAUCUAGCAACUAAUAGAUGUCCUCUUAAUGCAACAGGAACCACUAGCAGACGCUGCUCGCUCAGUCUUCACGGAGUAGCCUUCUGGGAACAGCCAAGCUUUGCAAGAUGCGUAUCAGCUGAAUACAGACACUUGCAGCUUUCAAUUAAAGAACAUCUUGCAAAGGGCCAACGAACAUUAGCAGGUGAAGGAAUGUCUCAGGUCACAAAAACACUGCUUGAUUUAACUCAGAGGAAGCAUUUUUAUGCAGGGGAUCUUCUGGUCUCAGUGGAAAUCCUCAGAAAUGUCACUGACACUUUCAAAAGAGCAAGUUAUGUCCCCACGUCAGAUGGAGUACAGAAUUUCUUUCAAGUAGUUAGCAAUCUCCUAGAUGAAGAAAACAAGGAAAAAUGGGAAGAUGCUCAACAGAUUUAUCAUGGGUCUGUGGAGUUAAUGCAGGUGAUUGAAGAUUUUAUACAUAUUGUUGGAAUGGGAAUGAUGGAUUUUCAGAAUUCAUAUCUCACAACAGGAAAUGUGGUGGCUAGUAUUCAGAAAUUACCUGCAUCAUCAGUACUGACAGAUAUCAACUUCCCAAUGAGAGGAAGAAAAGGAAUGGUAGAUUGGGCACGAAAUUCUGAAGAUAAAGUGGUCAUUCCAAAAAGCAUUUUCACGCCAAUGAUUAGCAGUGAACUUGAUGAAUCUACUGUUUAUGUACUUGGAGCAGUAUUUUAUAAAAAUUUAGGAUUAUUUUUACCUACUUUAAGAAAUUUCACUGUUGUUAAUUCUAAGAUCAUUGUGGUAACAAUCUAUCCAGAGCCUAAAGCUACUGAUUCUUUGGUGGAGAUUGAACUUGCUCAUUUGAACAAUGGCACUUUUAAACCUUAUUGUGUUCUUUGGGAUCACUCAAAGUCGAACGACUCUUUCGGAACCUGGUCCACCCAAGGAUGUAAAACUGUGCUUACCGAUGCAUCCCAUACGAAAUGCUUAUGUGAUCGUCUCUCCACCUUCGCCAUUUUGGCUCAGCAACCCAGAGAAUUAAUCAUGGAAUCUUCAGGUACUCCCUCAGUAACUCUAAUCAUCGGCUGUGGUUUGUCUUGCUUGGCCUUGAUCACCCUUGCAGUUGUUUAUGCAGCACUAUGGAGAUAUAUCAAGUCAGAAAGGUCAAUUAUUCUGAUUAACUUCUGCCUAUCAAUCAUUUCAUCAAACAUCCUCAUCCUGGUGGGUCAAACACAGAUUCAUAACAAGGGUAUUUGCACCAUGACUACGGCGUUCCUGCACUUUUUUUUCUUGGCUUCAUUCUGUUGGGUUCUGACAGAAGCCUGGCAGUCAUACAUGGCAGUGACAGGAAAGAUCAGAACAAGAGUAAUCAGGAAACGCUUCCUUUGCCUUGGCUGGGGUCUUCCAGCCUUAGUUGUGGCUAUAUCAAUGGGCUUCACAAAAGCAAAGGGAUAUGGAACUCCAUCCUAUUGCUGGCUGUCACUUGAAGGUGGACUGCUUUAUGCUUUUGUUGGACCUGCAGCUGCUGUUGUUUUGGUCAACAUGGUAAUUGGAAUUUUAGUCUUUAAUAAACUUGUUUCCAGAGAUGGUAUCCUAGAUAAAAAGCUAAAACACAGAGCAGGUCAGAUGAGUGAGCCUCAUAGCGGUUUGACGCUCAAAUGUGCCAAGUGUGGAGUAGUUUCAACAACAGCUUUGUCAGCCACCACCGCCAGUAAUGCCAUGGCAUCCCUUUGGAGUUCCUGUGUUGUCUUACCUCUUUUGGCAUUGACAUGGAUGUCUGCUGUACUAGCAAUGACAGACAAAAGAUCAAUACUGUUUCAAAUACUGUUUGCAGUAUUUGAUUCAUUGCAAGGGUUUGUCAUUGUAAUGGUCCACUGUAUUCUACGGAAAGAGGUCCAGGAUGCUUUUAGAUGUCGAUUGAGAAACUGCCAGGACCCGAUAAAUGCAGAUUCCUCAAGUUCAUUUCCCAAUGGACAUGCUCAAAUCAUGACAGACUUUGAAAAAGACGUGGACAUUGCCUGUCGGUCAGUAUUGCACAAGGAUAUUGGCCCCUGCAGAGCAGCCACCAUAACUGGGACCUUGUCAAGGAUAUCUCUAAAUGAUGAAGAAGAAGAAAAAGUGGCAAUCCCAGAUGGAAUGAGCUACUCAACAUUACCAGGCAACAUAAUUUCUAAAGUUAUCAUACAACAACCAUCUAGUUUGCACAUGCCAAUGAAUAUGGGUGACAUGACUGAUCAGUGUCUGAAAAAAGAGAAUAGUGAAUUAAGACGAACUGUGUAUUUAUGCACAGAAGACAACCUCAGAGCAGGAGACUUAGACAUGGUCCACUCCCAAGAACGGAUGAUGGAAAGUGACUACAUUGUAAUGCCAAGGGGUUCUGCAAGCAUGCAAUCACAAAUGAAAGAUGAUAACAAAAUGAACAUAGGUAUGGAUACUUUGCCUCAUGAAAGACUAUUACACUAUAAAGUAAAUCCUGAAUUCAGUUUGAAUCCUGCCAUAAUGGAACAGUUUGGUAUAAAUUUAGAUCAGCAUCUUGUCUCUCAAGAACACAUGCAAAGCCUUCCUUUUGAACCCCGCACAGCGGUAAAGAACUUCAUAGCGUCAGAGCUGGAUGAUAGCACAGGCCUAUCCAGAAGUGAAACAGGUUCAACAAUAUCAAUGAGCUCAUUAGAGAGAAGAAAAUCACGAUAUUCUGACCUUGACUUUGAAAAGGUCAUGCAUACUAGAAAGAGACACAUGGAGCUAUUUCAGGAAUUAAAUCAGAAAUUUCAAACUCUUGAUAGAUUUCGGGAUAUACCAAAUACUGGAAGUUUGGAAAACCCAUCAUUAAACAAGAAUCCAUGGGACAAUUUCAAAAACACAAGUGAAUACCAACAUUAUACAACUAUAAAUGUAUUAGAUUCAGAAGCAAAAGAUUCUUUAGAACUUAGACCCCCUGAGUGGGAGAAAUGUCUGAAUUUGCCUUUAGAUGUACAGGAAGGUGACUUUCAAACAGAAGUCUAAUAUAACUGCAACAAAAAAGAAACAAAAAUGAGGCAGCAAGUCAUUGCACUGACACAUGUAAGAGACAUUGGAAGCCUGGCAUCUGAACUGUUGUGACUUUUCCAUGUCAGGAUCUUCAUGUGCCAAAUGUCAGUGUUUUUUUUUUUUUGUUUUUUUUUGUUUUUGUUUUUCUUUUCUGUUUUUUUUUCUUGUCUCCUCUCACUAGAUAAUCUAGUGCAGA
Bombina bombina (fire-bellied toad) is the source of this 4786-nucleotide messenger RNA. RefSeq names its product adhesion G protein-coupled receptor B3 (gene ADGRB3). Gene Ontology annotation, cellular component: plasma membrane; postsynapse; synaptic cleft. Lineage: Eukaryota; Metazoa; Chordata; Amphibia; Anura; Bombinatoridae. Gene Ontology annotation, molecular function: G protein-coupled receptor activity. The record is from RefSeq and is a predicted model, not a curated record. The coding region runs from base 1 to 4566 and encodes 1521 amino acids. Gene Ontology annotation, biological process: neuron remodeling; adenylate cyclase-activating G protein-coupled receptor signaling pathway; negative regulation of angiogenesis. The transcript is spliced from 31 exons.